CUUCACACAAGUCAAGCCCAGCUGUGUCUGCAGGAAGGCAGCAUCGGCUACAUAACCACGCCGGAGAGUAGUGCACUCAACAAGUCUACUAUCGCAGACGUGUUUAGCUGUAGAAUAUGUCUACCUCACGGACAGUCAUAUGUUUGCUGAGAAAUGACUUGCGUCUUCACGACAAUGAGGUGUUUCACUGGGCCCAGAGGAAUGCUGAACACAUUGUUCCCCUGUACUGUUUCGACCCUGGUCAUUACCUGGGGACAGCCAACUACAACCUGCCCCGUACCGGCCCCUUCCGCCUGCGCUUCCUACUGGACAGCAUCCAGGACCUCAGGACCAGUUUGAUACAGAGAGGCAGCACCCUGGUGGUGAGACGGGGCAGGCCACAGGAGGUGGUUGGUGACCUCAUUAAGCAGCUAGGUUCUGUUAGCGCUGUGGCCUUCCAUGAAGAGGUGGUGCCAGAGGACCAGCAGGUGGAGAGAGGAGUGAGGGAUAUUUGUUCUCAGAUGAAGGUUAAAGUUCACACCUGCUGGGGGUCGACACUAUACCACCGAGACGACCUCCCUUUCAACCACCUAUCCAGGCUGCCUGACGUAUACACCCAGUUCAGGAAGGCAGUGGAAACCCAGGGCAGGGUGAGGCCGGUCUUGCCCACCCUAGACCAGCUGAAGCCUCUCCCCCCUGGGUCAGGUCUGGAUGAAGGCCUCAUCCCCUCCCCAGAAGACCUGGAGCAGACAGAUACUGUGAGGGACCCUCGCUCUGCCUUCCCCUGCAGCGGGGGAGAGACUCAGGCCCUGGCCAGACUACAGCACUACUUCUGGGACACGGAUGCUGUGGCUACCUACAAGGAGACUCGUAACGGCCUGAUAGGACUAGACUAUUCCACAAAAUGUUCCCCAUGGUUGGCUAUAGGCUGUAUCUCCCCCAGGUAUAUCUACCAACAGAUCAAGAAGUAUGAGAGUGAACGAACAGCCAAUCAGAGCACAUACUGGGUAGUAUUUGAGCUGCUCUGGAGAGACUAUUUCAAGUUUGUAGGAGCCAAAUACGGAGACAGACUGUUUGACAUCAAAGGCCUUCAGGACAAAUCCAUCCCUUGGAAGAAGGACAUGAAUCUGUUCAAUGCAUGGAAAGAGGGUCGUACCGGGGUGCCGUUCGUUGAUGCCAACAUGCGAGAGCUGGCGCUGACGGGGUUCAUGUCUAACAGGGGUCGCCAAAACGUAGCCAGCUUCCUCACCAAGGACCUGGGACUAGACUGGAGGAUGGGGGCCGAGUGGUUCCACUACCUUUUGGUGGACCAUGACGUGAGCAGUAACUAUGGUAACUGGCUAUACAGCGCGGGGAUAGGAAAUGACCCGAGAGAAAACAGGAAGUUCAACAUGAUCAAACAAGGACUCGACUACGACAACAACGGGGACUAUGUUAGACACUGGAUCCCAGAGCUCAAGGGGAUCAGAGGGGGGGAGGUCCACGCACCAUGGACCCUUAGCUCCGCCUCCCUGUCUCACGCACGGGUGUCCCUCAACGACACAUACCCUUCCCCCAUUGUCAUGGCGCCAGAAUGGAGUCGCCACACCAACAAGAAGCCGACUGGUGCUGGGCCCUCGGCCAGAGGAAAGACUGGUCCAUCCCACACCCCUAAACAACACAAGGACAGAGGAAUAGACUUCUACUUCUCCAAGAGCAAGAACUUCUGAUGGAGCAGACUGACUGAAAAGACUGAAAGAACUGUUGGGCUUCCGCCAGGAAAUGGUUUGACCCAUCCCCGCUUUAUAUGGGUGCAUGGUUUGACCCAUCCCCGCUUUUAUACGGGUGGUUGGUUUGACCCAUCCCCGCUUUAUACGGGUGGAUGGUUUGACCCAUCCCCGCUUUAUACGGGUGGAUGGUUUGACCCAUCCCCGCUUUAUACGGGUGGAUGGUUUGACCCAUCCCCGCUUUAUACGGGUGCAUGGUUUGACCCAUCCCCGCUUUUAUACGGGUGGAUGGUUUGACCCAUCCCCGCUUUAUACGGGUGGAUGGUUUGACCCAUCCCCGCUUUAUACGGGUGGAUGGUUUGACCCAUCCCCGCUUUAUACGGGUGGAUGGUUUGACCCAUCCCCGCUUUAUACGGGUGGAUGGUUUGACCCAUCCCCGCUUUAUACGGGUGGAUGGUUUGACCCAUCCCCGCUUUAUACGGGUGGAUGGUUUGACCCAUCCCCGCUUUAUACGGGUGGAUGGUUGUGUGACAUAUGGUUUUGAGAAGGUACUGCUGUGUGGGUGGGGUGAUACAGACAACUCUUUUGUUUCUGUUUUAUAUUGCCACUGUUUUUAUGUUUCAUAUGUUUUAUCAAUUUCUAUUGACUUGUUACAUCACAGAACCAUUGAGGUAGUACCUAUAUUGGUUGUUUUUUACUCUCUAAAAAAGCAGCCAUAUCUUUAUAAUAGUUCAUAAUAAACAUGUUGAUGCUGGUU
Molecule: messenger RNA, 2442 nt
Organism: Oncorhynchus tshawytscha (Chinook salmon)
Lineage: Eukaryota; Metazoa; Chordata; Actinopteri; Salmoniformes; Salmonidae
Gene: cry-dash
Product: cryptochrome DASH
Exons: 13
Coding region: 117-1688 (523 amino acids)
Biological process (GO): photoreactive repair
Molecular function (GO): FAD binding; damaged DNA binding; deoxyribodipyrimidine photo-lyase activity
Source: RefSeq, a predicted model, not a curated record